AUUAACUUAAGGUCAUUCAGAUUCAUUAAUAUUCUAUUAGGUAAAAAAAAACAAUAUGAAGGUCAUAAAAGAUAUAUGGUGCCAAAUAAAAUAAAAAUUGUUACAAAACAGUGUUACUUUAAUUACCUUCGUUUCAUUAAAUUAAUUCCAGCGUGGUAAUUGUUUUACCAUGACCUCUAUAAAGCCGCUGCCUCUAAACCUCCGGCAGAAAGACAGCUCGUGUUUGCAUUGGAUUGACGUCGGAUUUUUCGUUUCCAGAUUUUCACCGACAGCAACUGCAGACAUGAUAGCUCAACAGUUAGUUCUACUCUCGUUGGCGCUGUGCGGCGCACUAGCACAAACUUUCAACCCAACAUUAACUGUUGACAGCUGUACGAAGAGCCUAUUAGAAAUCACGCUUACCGACGCCGCCGACAACGGUAUUGUGUACAUCCAAGGACAGGACUCAGCAUGCCGACAGUUCACAACGACAGGAACGUCAACGCACUCCAUUGAUUUUGCGUCGUGCAAUAUACAAUGGGAGGAGACAUUUAAAAUAGUUGUUCAGAAGAAUCAGUACUACCAGACAGGAGCAGACAAGCAAAUUCCUGUCAUGUGUAUUGCCGACCUCGCGGACCUCACUGUUAGCGAUAACCUUGUUGCAGCCAACAAGGACGAUGACGCCGGACAAAACAAGACCGUCAAACCGACAGCUACAAUGGCACUUUAUUCCGGCGGAAACUCUGUAUCCGGAAGUACGGUGAAGCUGACAGACACAAUCACCAUGGUGAUGCAGCUAGACUCAGAAUAUAUCGAGGAUUUUGAUAUCAAAGCAAGAUCUUGCGUCGCCGACACAAUUGAUAUAGUCACAGAUUACUGUCCAGUUGAUACUUACCUUUUUCCCGUCAUACAACGCACAACCCAAGGAGUUAUUCAGGCAGAAUUCGGGGCUUUCAGAACAACCAGUCUCUCAGGUGACCCAGUACCUAUGGUAUUUUCUUGCACUCUACAAGUUUGCCUCGGAGCAUGCAGCGCCACGACAUGUACAGACGGGUCAUCAAGUUACGGACGAAAAAAGAGAAGCUUAACCAAGCGUCAGGCAGAGCCAGACAAUGUAGUGGAGGACAUCAGUGUCGGUACUUCCCUGAAAAUCGCGACUGAUGAAGUCGUCAUUGAAGGUCCUGGAGAUGAAAGCGAUGUCUGCCUAAAUCAAGGAGUCUUCAUUGUAUUAAUAAUCUUCUUAGUCGGUGGAAUGCUUGCUUCUACAAUCGCAGCAGUGGUCAUGUUCAAGAAACUACAAGAAAAAGCGGGAAUUUUGAGCAAGCUUGGUGGAUCGUCUAUGGGUAUGUCCGUCCCGGUAGCAUAAAUCUUACCACAAGAACUUCUCUACCAGACUCCUUCCAGCGGCGAAAAAAGUAUAGUACUACGUGCCAGAAUUUUAAUUUUCUUUUCUGAAGUUUGUUUUUCAUCCUUUAUUUUCUUAAUUUUUUUUUUGACAGAAUCUAGACGAUUAUUUUUAGAAACAAACGCGUGUACUUAAAGACAAUUUUAUUUCCAAAAAAAAAAUGUUUCCAGUGGUUGGUCCACGUUAUUCACACUGUUACAUAUUGCAACAUUUUAUUACUGUAGGUUUUUGAAACUGUCUAUUUUCUAUUGAAAUCUGAAUUAUGUUCACCAGUUAAUUACUGCUUCUUGUAUUCCAGCUCAGCAUUAUUUUGUUGUAAAUUAUGUUAAACGGAAAUCUAUGAUCAUAAUCAGGGCCAGUUGUUUGUUUGUUUACCAGACACCACUGCAUCACUUACCUGUUAUAUAUUAGUGUAUAUUUUUCGUGAAAGAGACUGUUUAAAAACGGCAUGAUUACGAUU
Messenger RNA from Mercenaria mercenaria, 1844 nucleotides. RefSeq lists its product as uncharacterized. NCBI's taxonomy places the organism in Eukaryota, Metazoa, Mollusca, Bivalvia, Venerida, Veneridae. The record is from RefSeq and is a predicted model, not a curated record. The transcript is spliced from 9 exons. The coding region runs from base 170 to 1345 and encodes 391 amino acids.